CUUACUAUUAAAGACUGAUUAUUCUCUGUGUUUUAUUCAUUCACAUGUAUUGGCGUCUCUAGCCGCUAUUUACAAGCUCACGGUUACCAUGUCUGAUAAAGGCACUAGUUCAGGUUGUAAACGAAGUCGACCAGAAGAUUGGGGCGAGAUUGACCCUUCUCCAGUUGUCCAUGUCCGUGGUCUACCAAGACAUAGUGUGGAAUUUGAUGUCGUCAAAGCAUUUGAGCCUUAUGGGCGUAUUCGUGACGUAACGAUGAUGCCUCAGAAAAAACAAGCUUUGGUCGAAUUUGAAGAUAUAUCAUCAGCUGAAGCACUUAUAGAAAGAAAUCCUGAAAUGAAAAUUCUGAAUAGCCUGGUUCAAAUCAGUUUCAGCACAUCAAAACAUAUAGUUCAACGGGCUGCAAAUAGAGCUCCUGCCGAUGAACAAAGUUCGCUCUCAGCAGAUAAUCAUAUCCUUCUGUUUACAAUUUACGAUACUGAUCGUCCUAUAACUGUUGAAACAAUUUAUCGAAUAACGUUUUCGUACGGUAGUGUCCUUCGAAUAGUUAUCUUCCGGAAAUCCCAGGUUCAGGCAAUGGUGGAGUUUAGAAGUAUACAAGAAGCGCGCAACGCAAAGCUCCACUUGAAUGGUGCAGAUAUUUUCCCAGGAUGCUGUACUUUAAAGGUAGACUAUGCUCGUCCAGCUCGAUUAUCUGUGCCCAGGAAUGAUCAGGAUAACUGGGACUUCGAGAAAUGUGAACGUGACCCAUCCUGUAAUUUUCAAGAUGAUCACUACCAAAACUCGCUUCUCGGUUAUAUGGAUGAGGGUUAUUAUGAUUACGAACGUCCUUAUGGGCAGUAUCCAUACGAAAAUUCGGACGAAUACGGACGCCCAUACCCCCCAGAAUGUAAUAACACACCUGUGGGACCUCAUAAUUUCCCCACACUAAAUGGUGCUCAAAAUAGGAAUAAAAGUUUCAACUCCACGCCAGUGGUUAUGCUGUACAAUAUUGAUAUUAAGAAAAUGAACUGCGAUCGCAUAUUCAAUAUUUUGUGUAUAUAUGGCAACGUCAUCCGCGUUAAAUUUCUCCGUACUAAAGAAGGUUCAGCUAUGGUUGAAAUGGGCGAUGUUGAAUCAGCUACCCGCCUUAUACGAAAUUUGUCAGGUGUUUCGUUUAUGGGUAACCAGUUAAUGGUACGAACUAGUAAGCAAGAUGUCAUUUUGGAUGUUUCUAGUCCAUUCCAGUUGCCCGAUGGUUCUCCUUCUUUUAAAGAUUACAGCAAAGAUCGUAAUAACAGGUAUACUACAGCAAUCAUGGCUAAAAAGAACCGUAUUCAUCCACCUUCACGUACACUGCACUACUGGAAUGCUCCUCCUAAAAUUUCGAAUAACGAGUUAUUAGAGUUUGUGAGAAAAUGUGAAGCCCCUGAACCUCAAUAUAUUGAACAGUUUUCAAAAGCCUCGGAUAAAUCCUCAUCUGGUUUUAUGAAAUGGACUACAGAUGCUGAAGCAUGUGAAGCUUUGGCUUUAUGUAAUCAUCAACCUAUUAAAGAUGAAGAAUGUACAUAUCCAUAUACUAUUAAGCUGGCAUUUGCGAGUCCUAAUUUAUCUGUUGAACCCAUUCAUGUUGGAAGUGACAAGAGUAAUGAGGAAAAUGGACGAAAUCAUACCGAAUAAUUUUAAGAUCAUUAUAUUAUCGAUCCUAUAUAUCUCAAUUGAUCAUCAUCAUCAUCAUCAUUAUCAUCACUGCACAAAAUUGAACAUGCCAUCAUAAUCAUCAGUCAGCACGGCAUCAUAUACAGGAUAUUCAUAAAACCAUUAUUUCAUCAAAAAACAAACAAAUGUAAUUGUAGUAUUCAGGUUUUUUUUCUGUCUUUUUGUAUCCUGCUGGUCUCAUCAAAUAUUGUUCAUUAAUUUUUGUGUAUUCUAAUUCAUUAUUAUAUACCUAGUUAAUUAUAGUCUAUCACUUAUUUGGUCCUCUCUUUCUUUUUCUGUUGUGUUUUCAGUUCUAUCGUGUUAUUGUUUGCCUCUUUUUUUGUCAAAUAUAUGUAUUAUUAUUUG
Messenger RNA from Schistosoma bovis, 2041 nucleotides. The record is from the annotation of a GenBank genome assembly. NCBI's taxonomy places the organism in Eukaryota, Metazoa, Platyhelminthes, Trematoda, Strigeidida, Schistosomatidae.